Bombus pyrosoma is the source of this 4262-nucleotide messenger RNA. Its product is annotated as zinc finger protein 37 homolog. NCBI's taxonomy places the organism in Eukaryota, Metazoa, Arthropoda, Insecta, Hymenoptera, Apidae. Gene Ontology annotation, biological process: regulation of immune system process; regulation of cytokine production; negative regulation of transcription by RNA polymerase II. Gene Ontology annotation, molecular function: zinc ion binding. The coding region runs from base 133 to 2289 and encodes 718 amino acids. The transcript has 3 exons. Gene Ontology annotation, cellular component: nucleus. The record is from RefSeq and is a predicted model, not a curated record.
UUAUGUUGACUGACGGUGAUGUCCCAUAGGAAACAAGACGCUAACCGGGAAAUGUGAAAUGCAUUUAUUUCUAAGUGAGCACGAACGUUGUGAAAAUCUUAUUUUACCAGUGUUAGGAUAUCGAAGGUAACGAUGAAUUGGGAAAUUAGCUGUGCCGACAUGUGUCGAGCGUGCAUGAAAGUUGACGGCGUUCUUCUUCCAAUGUACGAUGACGACACGAUUAGUCAAAAAAAUUUGCCUAAUAAACUUGCAGAGCUUGCAUCGAUACAGAUCGACAGAUUCGAUGGGUUGCCAAAUAUGCUUUGUGCAAAGUGUGCUUAUCGCACAGAUGCAUUUUAUGAUUUCAAGUUGCAAGUUCAAGCUACUGAAAGGAAACUCCGCAAAAUGUUUGAAACACAUAUCCGCUAUAACAUAAAGGAGGAGGCAGUGGGCAAUGAUUUUGAACAAGACUGUUCAGAACAAUCGGACGAAUUGUUAGAAAUUAAACUAUUAGAUAACAAAGAAGAUAUUAGGCCUAUCAAUGGGACGGAUAGUUCAGAAGAAUUUUUGUCCGAGCGAAUUACUAUAAACGACAAAGGAGAGCAAGCAUUAGAGCUCGAUGUGUCCGAUCUGGUAGAAGAAAAUGGCGAAUUUAACAAGGCUAGCAUAUCUGGAUUAAAAGGUAUUAUCAUUUCGAAGCUGUCAGGAGCAGAGAUCGAUCAAGACAAACGAUUGAAGAACGAGAUUCCUGAUGAAAUUUCGAAAAUUUUGGAAUCCCAGCAGCUAGAUUAUACCAUAAUGUAUAUACCGGAAGAUGUUUCUUUAGAGCACGUAGAGCAUGUGAAUACCCAGAAUACGCUUUCUUGCGAUACUGUGAUUAAAUUAGAUGAUAGCAAAAAGAUUACCGAGGCUGACUGUAAUGGGGAGCUCCUACACGAAACUGUGGACAACGAGGAGUUUUUAAAUGCCGUGUGCAACGAGAAGAUUGUGAAAUCACGGGAGGAAGAUAACAAAAUCAGCGACGACGAGGUGGCCUGGAAACCUACGAUUCCGGAAGAAAAAUCAAUGGAAAGACUAAACGAGAAAAACACACAAAAACAUUCGCCGGAAUCGAAUCAACAGCCAGAAGAGAGUGAUGACUCUGACUCCGAUUAUUUUGUCGACCCGAAAGAUAAUAUAUUAGGUAGCUUGAAUGAUACAAUAACGAGAAUAAAGGAGAUAAAACUCGAAGACGACGUGAUACAGUAUCAGUGCACUUUGUGUUUGCAAAAUUACGAUAAGCUGACCGGUGUCUUGUUGCAUACUAUAGACAAUCAUGUGCCGAGUAGCGGUCCAUUCUUUUGCGUGGUAUGCGAGAAAGACUGUCAGAGUCAUAGAGAAUUGCGUGCGCAUGUUAAAACGCAUAGAGGCCAGUUCCCUUAUUCCUGUUUCAUAUGCAACAAAGCUUACACGAUGAAGAGGUAUUUAAAGAGGCAUAUGGUGUGUCACACGGAGUUUCAUAGGCAUCGUUGUCCAAAAUGUGGCCUCAGAUUCAAAGUUAAAUCAGAGUUAGAAACCCACAUUACGACACACAUACGCGGUGCGCCUUACUCCUGUAGUCAAUGUCCACGACUGUUCAAUCAUAAAGGUAACUAUAAGCGGCAUUUGAUUACUCACUUGGAUCCGCAAGGUCUUCACUUACCCAAGUAUCCUUGUAAAGUUUGUGGAAAAAGAUUUCUAAAUAAUCGCACUUUAGAGACACAUAUGCGCGUUCACACAGGUGAAAAACCGUUCAAAUGCGAGAUAUGUGGACGGUCGUUCUCUCAACAAGGAAAUUUGUUGAAUCAUGUAAGAAUCCACUCAAACCCGCGAAGCUACACGUGCGAGGUUUGCGGAAAGCGAUUCAACCAAAGGGCCACUCUGAGAGAUCAUAGUCUUCUACACACUGGAGAAAAACCAUAUGUUUGUAAUGUUUGCGGAAUAGCGUUUACUUUUAGCGCUGCGUUGAGACGCCACAUGUGGACUCAUACUGGUGGAAAACCAUUCGGAUGUGAAAUUUGUAGUGCUCGUUUCGUGGGCAAAUAUGAUUUGCGACGACAUAUGAGGAUACACACGGAUAGACCGAGAACGAAACGAAGAAAAAACGUGAUCAAAUCGAACAAUGAACAGGAAGCAAUUAAAGAAGAAGAUGUUACAGUUUCGGAACAUCCUGAUACAGAGACCGUUUUAAUAGAACAAGUUUUGUUAACGCAAAACGUUACGCAGGUUGUACAACAAGAGUCCGAGAAAGAAAAUGUCGAUGCACUUUUUAAUCUUAUACAAUAUGGUUAAUAGAACCUCUUUUUACCACGCUUGGAUCACAUAAGUACUGAUUCUGACUUUUUUAAUUUAACAUUUAUUAGUAUUAAUUUAAUAAUAUUAAUAAUAAGAAUACGCAGUUUUUCGUUUUGUAAUUAAUUAUCAUAAACAUUAAUUGAAAAAUAUCAAAAAAGCAUCUCUAAAUUGCCGUUAUAAACUUUAUAUUUGAUGAAAAUAUUACAUUACUAUAUUUUUAGAAAACGUUGUAUAUUUUUAUCAAAUAAGUGUAUAUAAUUAUUAUUUAACGUUAACGAUGAUUAUUUGUGAUUCUAGAAAUUCGUGAUCUUGCAAAAUGUUAGAAAGUAAAAGAUAUAUGCUUUCUAUAAUUUCUGUUCAUAAUAUUUCUCUCAUGAAGCUUAUGUUUAACAAUUUUUUAUUUUUACAAACUCUUCAUCCAUGUAGAUGUAACACAACAAAAAUAUUUAAACGUUAUAAAUUAUGUACACUUUUAUUUUUAGUUUCAUUCGAAUCAAUAUGGAAAGGUAUUAUAGAAAUGGUGGAUAAAUGUAUUUUAGUUGUCUAAGAUGUGUUGAUGUGUAAAUUGUAUUAAGUUAGACAAUUAUCUUUAUCCUCUAUUCUCCUAUGAUCAUACACGUGAAUGUACACAAUAGAUAUAUACAACAGAUUCACAAUGUGAUCCACAAAAUAUAAUUAUAUAUUUCAACACAUUUGCUGUUUGUGUUCCUAUAUCAUGAGUUUGUAAAAUAAAUGCAUUCUCAUAUUAAUUUAUAGAUAUAUUUCACGACAGUAUCUGAAAAAUGAGCGAAUGUAUAUGACAACAAAAUGAAUCAUUGGGAAGCGUAGAAACAUAUUUCAAAAUUGUUGUUGAUCAGUGGUAAAAGUAUGAAUGAAAAAAAUGUAAUGUAUAAGAUAAUAAUGAAAGUUAUUUAUAUUAUAUUAUUUAUUAAUAUUAGACACGUGUAGUAUGAGAUAAACAUAAAAUAUGUACUUUGAAAUACCAAAAUAUAUAGAUCAUAAUUCAUUUUAUCAGCAUAGUUGGAUGAAAUCGACCUGAUUUUUCUUUAGUUGUUCAAUUAUAAUUAAAGUAAUAAUGCAAACGUAAAUGGUACACAUGUGCGAAAAAAAGGUUUAUUGUAAUGCAGCUUUUUGACCAUACUUUUUUGUAUGAAUAUAUAAGAGUAGUAAAAUUGAUGGAAAAUAGAUAUUAUUUAAGUAAUCUGAAAUUGAAUUCAAUGAAAUUCAUAAAUCUAAUUACAUAAUAUUACCAUAUCUAAUUACCAUGUAGCUUAAAGGAAAUCUAUAUGAUUCGUGUAGUUAUAAUUUUGUAAAAGACUGUGGAUGUUUUAGAUAAAUAUAAUUUUAUUAAUUUUUUAAAUGCUGAGAAUAGGACUAAUAACAAGUGUCAAUGGUUAUUGUCAUCUCUUUAAUUGACAUAAAGAUAUAUUAUUUAAAAAUUGUGUUCAAAAUUAUUAGAUUUAAUUUGCACAUGCAAAUAUAAUAUAAAACAUUUGCACAUGUCUAAUAGUAAUAGAUACUACAUAUUUAUUUUUAAAAUAAUGGUCUGUGCAGUUGAUUUAAGAUUAAUAUAUACCAAAAUGUUUUCAACACAGAAGUAUUAUAUUUUCAAAUAUAUAUAAGAUUUUUUCUUUUAAGGAAAAAUCAAAUUUUUUUCAUAUUUGAUCGAAAGUGUAUUCCAUAUUAUUUUUAUAAUUGCACAAAUUAAUAUGCAAUGAUCACUGAGAGUAACGAAUAUUGUAUAAAGUAUGUAUAUAAUGCUCUUUAUAUUAUAUUAUAUACAGUAUAUUUUAAAACCUAUGAUUUGCUAUUACAACUUCACAAAUAUUUAGAUGUAUCGAAUAAUAAUAGAUAAGAUACUCGUGAGUGAGGAAAUGUCACUACACAUCUGUAAAUUUAUGUAUUUUUCAAGUCUAAAAAAGAUUUGAAUUAUUUAAUAUACUGCUCAAUACUUAAAAUUUUCUGUCCAA